AUGACUGCAAAGAUCUGUCGACAUAUUUGCGUAUUGAUACUUCUCUUCAGUGAAGUUUCAUCUCAGAGCUGCGACAAUCUUCGAAUACUGCUAAGCUCCACCAACAAGAACAACCUGGGACUUUUGAACAGCAAAAUGAGAACCAACCUUCCUCCACAGUGCCUAAGUGACUUCAUCGCCAUCCAAGGAAUUCUCAAGGAGAUCCAAAUAUCUUUAAGAAAGAAUUCAGUGGUGGCCAUGCAUGAAAUCUUCCAACAGAUCAUGUACAUUUUCAACCAAAACCUGAGAGAAACAGCUUGGGAUGAGAAUUCCAUGGCAGAAUUCCAGACUGGACUUCACCAGCUAAUUCAGCGCCUGGGAACAUGCUUGAGUGCAGAGAUGGAGAAUGAUUUCCCAUCUCCAAGAGCUCAGAAUAUCCAGCUCACCAGGCUGAGAGUGAAAAGAUAUUUCCAAAGGAUUGAUAACUUUCUGAAAGAGAAGCAGCACAGCCUGUGUGCCUGGGAAGUUGUCCAAAUGCAUGUCAACCAAUGUCUCCUGCUAGUGGACCAACUCAUAAACAGGAUCCCAAACUAA
This is a messenger RNA of Sphaerodactylus townsendi, 573 nucleotides long. Its product is annotated as interferon epsilon-like. The transcript has a single exon. Bases 1 to 573 code for a protein of 190 amino acids. Gene Ontology annotation, molecular function: type I interferon receptor binding; cytokine activity. Gene Ontology annotation, cellular component: extracellular region. Gene Ontology annotation, biological process: adaptive immune response; natural killer cell activation involved in immune response; humoral immune response. Lineage: Eukaryota; Metazoa; Chordata; Lepidosauria; Squamata; Sphaerodactylidae. The record is from RefSeq and is a predicted model, not a curated record.